Euleptes europaea (tarantolino) is the source of this 5362-nucleotide messenger RNA. RefSeq names its product protein mono-ADP-ribosyltransferase PARP14-like. The coding region runs from base 98 to 5329 and encodes 1743 amino acids. The record is from RefSeq and is a predicted model, not a curated record. The transcript has 15 exons. Gene Ontology annotation, cellular component: cytoplasm; nucleus. Gene Ontology annotation, molecular function: nucleic acid binding; transcription corepressor activity; NAD+ poly-ADP-ribosyltransferase activity. Lineage: Eukaryota; Metazoa; Chordata; Lepidosauria; Squamata; Sphaerodactylidae. Gene Ontology annotation, biological process: negative regulation of gene expression.
UCCAGAAAGUGCUACAGGAGGCAUAAUAAAACAGGAAGAAUUCCGUGUGGAGAUAGUGACAGCUGCUGGGGAGGAAAUCGAGGAGGAAAUUGUGGAGAUGUACUUUGAAAAUAAGAAACGGUCUGGUGGGGGACCCAUUAAGUCCUGCGUUAAAGAUGGCCAACGAUUAAUUAUUACUUUUGAAAAGGAAGAAGAUGCUCAAGAAGUCUUGCGAAGAAAGAAUCACGCAGUAAAGAAAAUUGCACUUCAUGUCCAAGAGUGUCUGCCAGAGACUACUCAGCUGCAAGUGCUGAGUUCUCUAGUUGUGCUUGAGGAUGUGCAGGAGACCAUAAACCAAUGCAUGCUGAUUCUGUUGGUAGAAAAUGUCAGUGGCUUAUCAGAGGAAGACCGUGAUUUCAGUGUGGAGAUUAUACCUGAGAAAACUGUUGCUGUAAUUACUUUCUUCAAGCCUACUGACACAGACGAAUUCAUCAAGGCAUUCAACGAAAACCAUAGGGUUAAGCAACUGAACAUUUCUGCACGUUCUCUGGAGGUGACCAAAAGCAUUCUAGUCGAAAACAUCCCCUCUGACAUAUCCAUUGAUUUUAUUGUUGUCUAUUUUGAAAGCAAGAAGCAUGGAGGUGGGCCAGUGUCAGAGGCCAAUUAUCUUUCCAAAGAGAAUUCGGCCAUCAUUACUUUUCAGCAUAGCAAAGAUGUAGCUACAGUCUUGGCACAGAAGCACUAUUUCAACCAACAUCCAGUUUCUGUUCAUCCAUACUACAACUCUUUGGACACAGCUCUGUAUGGGAAGGCGAGGCCACAACCUAAGAUGCCAGAACCAAUCAGAAUCUCCUUGGAUCCAUACCACUGGCAAUUUUUACAGCAGAAUAGGCAUUUACUACAGGAAAUAGAUCAUGAAAUGGCCAAUUACUAUUGUGAGAUACAAUGGCCCAUAGGACAUUGUGCAUGCCCAGAAAUUACAAUUUGUCCUUCACAUACCUUGAUGAAACAAAAAAGGUCCUUGGCCAGGUCUUGGAACGAAGGUGCUUCCAGCCAGUUUGCUCAGAUUCUGUCAAAGCACAAAGUUGUAAAGUGCAAAGUGACUGCUGAGGUGUGGGAAGCCAUAAGAAAUGGUGUAGUAAAAGAUGACAUUUUGAUCCUCUCGGAUAUUCCAGAAGGAAUCGUUGUUUUGGUGGGUGCAGCAGAAGAUGUAGAUUGUGCAGAGCAAGAGAUGAAGGUGCUCAUAGGAAAUGCUGUUAAAAAGAUUGAAAAAGAGAGGCAGGCAAUAGAGGUGAUUGUGACCAUUGAUGUUGUAAAGUACACCAUUUUAAAAAAUGCUGGACUACAAGAAAGUAUUAGCGUGGAGUAUCCAGACCUAAAGAUUUCCUACGAUACUUCAAAAAAAUGUAUAAGCCUGUAUGGUGCAGCUGCAGAAGCUUUUAAAACCAAAAGUGAUAUCCUUGAAAGAGUAUCCAGUAUGGCCCAGAAGCCUAUUGAUGUUCAUGCUUAUGUACUAGUUUUUCUACAACAUGUGGAUAAUGAAACUCUGUCACAACUCUUAUUCUGGGCCAAAAAAAUUAAUGUCUUUUAUGAGCUCAAGGAGAAGAAGGUCCUGCUGACAGGAAUAACUCCUCAAGACCUUCUACAAGCUGAGGAAGAGUUGAAGAAGGAUCUGGACUACAAAUGUAUUGAACUGGAAGACAAUUUGGUCAUCCGUAAGAGGGAGUGGAGGGAACUAACUGAUAGUAUGUACAAGGCUCAUAACUGUUCAAGUGAAGCGAUCAUAAUUAACGAGUUGGAGGAUCGAGUCAUCAUAGCAGGUUAUUUCAGAGAGGUGGCCAGUGCCACUCAGAAGCUCUCCGAUUUUGUUGAUAGGAACACUUGCAUUCAAAAAACCAUCAGGACUACUUCUGAGGCAGUUACAAUGUAUGUGGAGAAGGAAAAACACAACAUUUGGCACAGUCUAGUACAGCGUGGUGUGAAAAUUGAUUUUGGUACACAAGCAAGUCGCAGAGUGAUUUCCCUUGUUGGUCCCAGAGUAGAAGUGCUGAAAGGACUUGAUCUCAUGGAAAAACUACUGUCUUCUCUGAGUUCUACAAGAAUGAUCGUUGAUAAACCAGGAGCCAAAACUUCGUUCAAGGAACAAGAACAUUUAUAUAUUACAGGGGCAAAAGAACAAUUUAAUUGCUUAAUCAGGCUUCAAGAAGAUGGGGAAGAAUCUGAAAAGGACCAUGGCAACGGGGGUGUUCAUGAGGGAUGUGGGAAGCUGUGCUCUGAAGUUAAGAUGAGAAAUGGUGUUGUAGUAGCAGUUCGUAAGGGUGAUUUGACUUGUUAUCCAGCUGAUGUUGUGGUCAAUGCAUCAAACGAAAACCUGAAACACAUUGGUGGUCUCGCAGAUGCUUUAUUAAAAGCAGCAGGCCCUGAGCUACAAAGUGAAUGUGAUGAACUUGUGAGGACGUAUGGACAUUUGAAGCCUGGCUGUGCAGUUAUCACAGAUGCUGGGAAUCUACCGUGUAAACAGGUGAUUCAUGCAGUCGGGCCAAGGUGGAAAAGUUUUGAGAAGGAGGAGUGUGGGUUGCUGUUAAAGAAAGCUGUCAGGGAAAGUUUGCAGCUGGCAGCGUUGCAUAAUCAUCGCUCCAUAGCCAUCCCUGCCAUCAGCUCUGGGGUCUUUGGAUUCCCACUAAAAGAGUGUGCCCAUUUCAUUGUGACAGCCAUCAAGGAAACCUUACAGGAGUCUACUGGGAUUGGCUGCCUGAAACAGAUAGACCUUGUGGACUUGAAGGAAGACACAAUUCAGGCUCUCACUGAUGCCUUGAACAAAGCAUUCGGAGAUGGUUCAUCCCUGGCUAGAGGCGGAGCCUCUCCAUCAAGCUCUGAAACCAUCAAGCUCCGCCCCAGACAGAGAAGAACUGAACAUCCAGGAAUAACUACUGCUGAAGGCUUGAUGAUAAUACUACACCAAAAAGGAAUUGAAGAUGCUACUACUGAUGUUGUGGUCAACAGUGUUUCCAGUGAUCUAAAGCUUGACAAAGGCCCGCUCUCCAAAGCUUUACUUGGCAAGGCGGGGUCAGGUCUUCAGCAAGAAUUGGUCACACAAGGCCAAGGAAGAACCAUUACAGAAGGCUGCGUGUUAAAAACAAAAGGCUAUGCUCUGGGUUGCUCUUACGUACUUCAUGCAGUUUUGCCUGGCUGGGCCCAAGGUCAAAAAUCUGAAGACAAGAACUUGGGGAAAAUCAUUGAAGAAUGUUUGGACAUCACUGAACAGCACUUUCUGACUUCUAUCACAAUUCCAGCAGUUGGGACUGGUAACUUAGGAUUUCCCAAGCCGCUUGUUGCCAAAUUGAUGUUUGAUGAAGUGUUCAGGUUCAGUCAGGAAAAGAAACCAACAGCCCUUCAAGAGGUUCAUUUUGUGUUGCAUCCAAGUGACACUGGCAGUAUCAAGGCCUUUACAGAUGAAUUAAACAGCAGACUGGGUGUGGGCCGUAGUGGCGUUUCAGUGUCCAAUUCUCAGCCACUGCUUGAGAAUUCCCAGCAAGGCCAAGCUUUGAGUGAACAUGUUUCAGCUGCAACUGCUGGAGUUCAUGAAAUGCGGAUUGGCUCUGUUGCAUUUCAGGUAGCAUGUGGAGAUAUUACCCAGGAAACUACAGACGCUAUAGUGAACAUAAGCAAUUCAAUAUUUAACCUGAGAGAAGGUGUUUCCAAAGCAAUUCUGGAAGGAGCUGGACCUGUGGUGGCAGAAGAAUGUGCUCAGCUAGCAUCGCAGCUUCACAACAACCUCAUAUGCACCCAAGGAGGGAAUCUGAGGUGUAAAAAUAUCAUCCACCUUGUUGCCAAUAAUGAUACAAAAGCACAAGUUUCUAAAACUCUCAUGGAAUGUGAACAAAGGCAGUUCACCUCUGUUGUCUUCCCUGCAAUCGGGACAGGGAAGGCAGCACGGGACCCAGCUGCUGUAGCUGAUGAUAUGAUAGAUGCCAUCGUGGAAUAUGCAAGCAAAACUUCUGCCCCAGUGGUGUCGACUAUUAAAAUAAUAAUUUUCCAGCCACAUCUAGAAAAUGUGUUUUAUACAAGUAUGCAGAAAAAAGAAGGUGCAUCCAGCAAGCCCGGUGCUAGCUCACAAAAAUCAAUUUUCUCUAAAGUAGCAGAAUUCUUUGGUUUCAGCAAACCAGCUAUAAAGGCAACGCCUGCACUGUAUUUGGAGAGCACUGUAAAGCCAGCCAUUUUUCAGAUUUGUGGUGACAGCCAGAAGAACGUGGAGACGGCAGAAUCUUGGAUCAGAGACCUGAUUUUAAAGAACCAGCAUGAAACCACUGUCUCGGAUGAAUGGAUCUCAAGCUUUGGAGAAAGAGAAUAUGAGAAACUCCGAGAACUCCAGAUGAAACUGCAUGUUGUCAUUAAAUCAGAAACUGUGACCUCUUCUCCCUCCCUCUGCAUUUUUGGUUUAACCAAAGAUGUCUUAAGUGCCAGCUUAGAAAUCCAACAAAUGAUCAAAAGGAUCAGGAAAGCCCAAGAGGAGCAGUCCAAGGCCGAUCUUCUCAGCAACCUUGUAGAGUGGCGGUACGAAGACAGUGGCCAUUACAGAACCUUUGAUAACAUGACAAGCAUGCAUCUAGAACACGCGUUGCAAAAUAAGAGCAUGUAUGACAUAACCAUAAAGGACAGACGCUACAAAGUAGACCCAACUCGGCAGCAGGCAACAGAUGACCAAGGGAGAAGUGUCAGUAUUAAGCGUAUCUCAAAAACAGAAGAUAAAUCUCUGGCACUUCCUGAAGAGUGGGUGGACAUGCAGCAGAAGCGUGUCAUUGCAGUGGAGCUAACGCCGGGAACGAAGGAAUAUCAGGACGUCCAGCAGAUGUUUAACAAGACUUGCCAGGCAUUCACAAUUGAAAAGAUCGAGAGGAUCCAAAAUCCAUACUAUUGGCAGGCGUACCAAAUUAAAAAACAGGAGAUGGAUGCCAAAAAUGGCACUACAAAUAAUGAGAAGUGCCUGUUUCAUGGAACAGCAAGUUCAUCAUUGACUCUCAUCAACAACUCUGGGUUUAACCGAAGUUAUGCUGGAUAUCAUGCUGCUUUAUAUGGGAAUGGAACUUACUUUGCUGUUAACGCCAGCUAUUCUGCCCAAAAUACCUAUUCGAAACCAGAUGCAGAUGGGAGAAAGUAUAUGUACCUUGCUAGAGUGCUUGUUGGAGAAUAUUGUGCUGGAUCAGCAGGCUUAGUUGUUCCAAAGGCAAAAAAUGGAACAGAUCCUACUAACCUGUAUGACAGUGUGACUGACAAUGUGAAAAAGCCCUCCAUGUUUGUCAUCUUCAAUGAUAUCCAGGCUUAUCCAGAGUACCUCAUUACUUUUAAGUAAUAAACUUUCCUUUUAUCCUCUAAGUUUCACUGC